UAAUAACUGAGCUUAUAUAUUUAAGACACUAGUAUAUUUGCCUUUUUAAACAUGAAGUUAUCAUCAAUUGUUGCUGUGGCAUUGGCCCAAAUGAUUAGUUCAGUCUAUGCUCUUCCAGAAGGAUUAGUUGUUGAAACUUUAGUUCCAGUUGCUCCAGAAGACUGUUAUGCUAAGGUGGAAGUAGGUGAUACAAUUAGUGUCCAUUAUGUUGGAUCUCUUGAAGAUGGUUAUGUCUUUGAUUCUUCAAUUGAUAGAGGUCAACCAAUCACCUUUCCAAUUGGUGUAGGAAGAGUUAUUCCAGGUUGGGAUCAGGGUUUAAUUGGUUUAUGUGUAGGUGAAAAGGUUAAAUUAACUAUUCCACCUGAAUUAGCCUAUGGUGAACAAGGAGUUGGACCAAUUCCUCCACUGGCUACUUUAACUUUCGAAUCUCAAAUAGUUGGAAUUGAAGGUAAGAAACCUCCAGCACCUGAAGCUGAAGUUGAAGAAGAAGAAGAAGCAGAAGAAGGUGUCAAUGAAGAAGAAGAUGAAGAAGAAGUUCACGAUGAAUUAUAGUCAAACUUUAUAGUCUACUUCUCUCAUAUGUAAAUCAUAAGUGUAUUCUUCUACCAGCGAAUACUAAUAUACGACACAUAUUAUUGUGAAUUUUUUUUAUUAUUAUUAUUAUUAUUAUUACUACUAUUAUUAAGAGAAUUCAGAUGUCAAUCAAGUAUAUCCCAUCUGAUAAACAAUAUCAGUCAUACUUUCAAUUUGCAGUAAUUGCUAUUUUUGUGGGAUGCUUUUUCGGCUUGGGUUGCCUCACUCACACCAUCACCCCCAUAUUUUUCUCAAAGAUCCUCAGUCAUCUAACUAUAAGCUGUAUGAAGAGAUCGAAG
Messenger RNA from Scheffersomyces amazonensis, 872 nucleotides. Its product is annotated as peptidylprolyl isomerase family protein. The record is from RefSeq and is a predicted model, not a curated record. Gene Ontology annotation, cellular component: endoplasmic reticulum. The transcript is spliced from 2 exons. Lineage: Eukaryota; Fungi; Ascomycota; Pichiomycetes; Serinales; Debaryomycetaceae. The coding region runs from base 52 to 552 and encodes 166 amino acids. Gene Ontology annotation, molecular function: peptidyl-prolyl cis-trans isomerase activity. Gene Ontology annotation, biological process: protein peptidyl-prolyl isomerization.